Messenger RNA from Columba livia (rock pigeon), 22870 nucleotides. It is a transcript of the gene BTBD7, whose product is annotated as BTB domain containing 7. The coding region runs from base 15176 to 18655 and encodes 1159 amino acids. Gene Ontology annotation, molecular function: protein binding. Gene Ontology annotation, biological process: morphogenesis of a branching epithelium. The transcript has 12 exons. Lineage: Eukaryota; Metazoa; Chordata; Aves; Columbiformes; Columbidae. The record is from RefSeq and is a predicted model, not a curated record.
UUGUGAUGUUUUCUCACUUCUUGGAAUAAUUUAAUUCUAACUAGUGUUAGUUGGUGGACCAAAAUGUAAUUGGGCUACUUAAGAACUUGAUACUUUACUGCAUCAAAUAAUGUUGUGUAAACAUUACUAUCUGUUCAUGCUUAUAUGUAAACCUCCAAUGACUGUUUUAGCAAAUAAUCUUGUAUCUUAAGUUGAAACAUGAAACUGCUGAUUGCUGUCUGUUUUUUAUUCAGAUUUAAGUUAGACUUGCAUAGCUGGACUAUAUACAUGUAAUCUUGGAAACAGGGUUCAGUAUUUUGUGUCAAACGUACAGCCAUUGUUCGUUUCUGAUCACUGAGAUGAAAAAAGCUAUUGAAUCCUUUGUGUUUUGGCUCAGCUGCACUGAGCAUUGUUUUAUUUGCUUUCAAACUUUAGCAAAUAUGUAAAUGGGUUUGACAUUCUAAUCCAUCUUUGUAUGUUUAAACAUACAAAGAGCACAGACACAGUCAUCUUGGAUCAUUUUCUGUGGCAUUGUUGUAAUUGCUGGCUUUUUAAAAAUCCUUGCCUCUUACUAAUGUAAGUGAAUUUUAUUCUUCAUGUGUCCAGAUUCCCUUGCUGAGUCAUAGAUACAGUAGUGGUGUAAUUCUUACAGCUGGCAUUGGCUGAUUUGCAGUCAUAUGUGAAAGAAUUACUUUUAUAAGCUCUCCUGGAAGACUUGCAUGGACUUGUCAUAGUGAUUUUUAUUUUUUUCCCCCUCUUGGUUUUCAAGCUGGUCUGAGAAGCUCAAAACUUCAUUGUGAAGGUAUUUUACUCAUUCUUAUGUUGUAGUAGGAUAUGCUGUCAGCAGCCAGCUGUUUGAAUUUAAUUCAGUGGGGCUGUUAGAGCUUGGUGAAUAGACUAAAAAAAUAUUGAGUCUUCAUUUUGAAAGCAACCUUUCAAGUUCCUGCAUUCAUGGUGUCAGGUUUACAGCUGUCACUGAUGACAAUUAACCUAGAGGCUUGUAGGGGAUGAAUUCUAGGCUUGGACAGUGUCUUCCUCUGUCCUGCUUUGCAGACUGCGUUGGUGUCUCGGUUGUCUCGUGGCCCUGCAUGUGCCGUAGGAGGAGGUGUGGCACUUGGCCCUGCCCCGCCUGCUAGUUUGGUCUCCAUAUACCAGACCAUGUGUAAGAAAAUGGGAAUUUACUCUGAUGUCUUAGCUGCACAGUGAUGAUCAAGAAAGUUGCGCCUGACUGCCUUUCAGAGACCAAAAGUAAGAUGAAUCAAAACAUCCUAUGGACAUCUUACAUGGGCUGCAUGUAUUUCACAUUAAUAAAACAAAAGAUCUAUAGAUGAAAUGUGAGAUUGCUCUUAAGAAGAAAUAACCAUGUUCUAAAUAAUACUAAUGAGAAUCUGACUGCUCUUAUGGAAAAUCCUGAUAAAAAAAUGCUAGUUUCAGUCUUAACUCUAUUUUUUCCUGAAUAUAUUUAAAUGAGUUUUGAUUUCUGUUACCAGAUCAAUGGCUUGUACCAUUUUUUUCAUACAAGUCUGGAAAACUGAUGCACAGAUUCCGUUGUGCAAGCAGCAGGGCCUGGUUCAGAUAUGAGUGUUGGAUGAGCUGCCAGUGAGUCACGUAGUUACUGAUCUGUUUCAUUAACAGGUUCUUUUAAGAAUAAGCUUGCCAGUGUAUCUUUAAAUCGUUGGACAGAAGCUAUUGUUGAUUUUUUUGAAUGCUCUUUCAUAUGCUGGCUUACUGGUGUGCCUGAACUAUAACAAGGAAUGGCAGAUGCGAUAUUUGACGCUAGUCUUGCAUUUUGUGCCUCUUCAGCCUGCCCUGUGUGUCUCCCAAGAAGGUGCCAAUUGUAAUGAUGCUUUCUGUAUAAUGAGUGGAUGCUAGGAGAUCUGAAAUCCCUGUGUGUUUUAUGUAGAAAUUGUGUUGGGGAGAGUAGAAAUGGGCAAGAGGAAAAAUGGAUGGAAAGGAGUUGAAUAUCAAUGAUGGCCUACGCAACACUUAUUUCAUACCUUGCUGUAUGAUCUGUAAAGUUUUAAUGUUUUUGUUUCAUCAUCUUGUUCUACCUGUGGUGUUUUAGUUUCCAGUGCUCAAGCAAAGAGAUCAGAUAAUGUCAGAGGUUCAUCUGAAAGUAAAGGGGAUCUGAAGUCUCUCAUUUCUCUGUUCUUGGGACUACGGCAUAUAGCUUGCUUUCUUCAUAAGGGUAGCCAUGAGGUUCUUGAUGGAUGCUUAGCGGCAAAAUUGGAUUAAAUACUUACAGUCCACAGCUGCUUUUUCCUGCUUCCUGCACAGUCCCCUCAGCUGUUUUGGUAGAGCUGUUUACAUGUCUUCUCUCUGAAGCAUUGCAGGAAACUGAUCUAUCUGAAAAAUAAAGCACUAAAACACAAAAUAACUUCACAUCAUGUCCCUGAUUUGGGUCAUUGCAUUGCUACGGAAAGCUUGUCUGGUGGCACAGAGUAGAGGCGAGAUCAGUUAGGUAAAGGAGAGCUGGGUGUGAGACUGUAUUGCCUAAAGUGUGUUAGAUUGAAGUACGUACAUAACCAUAUACUUAGUUAAAUUUAAAUCUGAUUUGAUUGCUCCAUUGGGUGUGUUGUGCAAGGUUACACCAAACACUAUUGAAUGUAUCCUUUAACAACUGGUAGGCUUGCAGACGUGUUCAGCCUGUUGGCAAUUUUCUGUCAUCAGAGAGUUAAAACUAUUUCUCUAAAUGAAAAACAGGAAUUACCAUAUUAUACCAGAGUGAUAAAACACGCAAAACAUUUAACAACAGUCAAAACUGAUUAAGAAGAAGAAACUUUCAGUAAGGUGUGGGACUGUAACGUUUGAGGGUAACAUCUUCCUAAAUAAUUUUCUAAGUUUCAGAAGUAUCUUUUGGAGAUCUUUCUUUACUUUUUGAAUUUGACAUUCUAACACUAGCUGUUACCUGAAAAAAUGUCUGAUUUUGUGAAUACUGUUUGACUUUGUCCUCAAAUCUUGUCCAAAUUCAAUGGCCAUACUGUAUGUUCUGUAUGACAAUCAAACUUCAUUUUAUGUUCAGUUCUUCCUGUAUUAGAAAGACAUUUUUCUCUGUCCUGAUUUGCUUUUCUUACCUAUCAUGUCCUGCUUCUAGUCUACUAUAGUAAAUUGUAAAGGGUAGAAUUUAGUUUUUUUAAAUCUCUCUUAAAGAAUCUUUUUCUAGUGCUGCUGUUACCGCCAUUGCCUCUCUUCUUAAAGAGACUUUUUAUUUCUACUCUAUCCUCUUUGAUACAGGAUUUUUUCAGUAUGCUAACUUGUAGCAUUUAAAGUGAAUCUCUUCUUCCUGGCAUUCUUCAUCACUUCAAAUCUUCAGUUUUAUUUAGUGGGAAGUGCUUUACAGACAGAUCAAGCUAGCUAAUGGUAUGCAGGUUUUCUCUCUGAUUUGGAAACCUUGUCCAAGAGCUGUUAAAACUCUGUUUCAGAGGAAUUGUUAAGCCAUUUUACACUUCUACUGAUGUUAACAAUGGCUAAACUCAAAGGACUUGUUUGAAAGAGCAAUGUAAUAAAUGAUUGCUGCUUGGUCGUCUAAUUGGGUGUGUUGUUUUGUGACCUGGUACUUGCAGAGGUUCUGUGAUCAGUAGAGCUGCAAAAUAUAUCUGUGUGCUCACAUGUGUUUUCUAGCCUUCAGUUUGGGUCAGAGAAAACUGUUCUUAUAGUCCAGUGCGGAGAUUUGAAUCAAGGUUAGAAAUAUAAAGAGCAAUAAUACCGAAGCUUUGUGAAGGCAUCAAACCUUAGUAAAAUUAUACCUAUUUAUAUGCAAAUUAAAGUAUUUUUUUGAGUGACCAGGUAGCUCAUAUUGCAUUAGUGAGAAAGUGGAAUGCUGCUUUGCUUAUCAUCUGCUACCCCAGGUCUCUGUAUUGCAGUGAAGUAUGUAAAACACUUCUGUGGUGGGUACGUUAUUAUAAUUGUUUUUAAAAUAAUCAGUAUGAGUGACAAAAGUUCCUUUUCAUGCUCUUUCUUUUGAGCCCAAUGUUGGAAAUGCUGCUUGAGAGCUGACUAAAAAGCCUUCUAAAAUAACAAAUCCAGUCAGGAUGCAGAGAGGAAAUGUUUUCGGGAUUUGUACUGCCUUAUUCUUUCAGCUUUUCUGAUCUUCUCCUGCUUUAGCUUUGUUCUCAUGAUGGCUCAAUGUAAAGGGUGUGGGGUGGAAGUGGCUCUUUGCCUAUGGGAACUGAGGAACUGGGUUUCCUGUGGAGUUGGAGAUCUCUGACUCCAUCUAGGAAGGCGCAAGUCCUGUUUGAAGCCUUUCUGCUGCUGUGAUAAUUAUAGUGCUCAUCCAUGUAAAUUCUGUAGUGUUCAACAUGAGCUUGCGCUGAAGUACUUUCUAAAAGUGGAGACAUUUAGAGGUUUUCUCUCAUGCACCCACAUGUCUUGUUUCUUAAAAUACAGAGGUUAACUAUGUCUGAAGCUGCUUGUGAUAUUUAACUGAACGACUGGAAGAUUUCAUCUUGGAGAAGGGAGAGUGUAGGCAUAUACAUAGCAGAAUUUUGUAUUGUCCACUUAAAAAAAAAUAAUCACAGACUAAUCAAGUAUGGGAAUAUAUUUAAGGCUGAUGUCCUAUAUUUUGGCUUAUCCUGUAAUGGGCAUUUUAAUUUUGAGUGUCUUAAGAGGUGAAAUGAAAUACAUAUGAAAUCUCUAGAAUGUGGGCAGAGAAGAUAACUCUAAUAGGUGCAUGUAUUUCUUUUAAGUCAUUCUAGCAGUGGCUACAGAUUUCUGAAAUACAAUCAAAUUGCUUGUAGUGACAUUUUGAGUUGAAGCUACCUUUGUCAGUUUGUAAUGAGGUACUUCUAGGAAGUUUUUGAAAUGGGUUGUUUAUUGUAUUUCAGACACUAGCACAGUAGGAGAAUGCUGAGUUGGCAAAAUGCGCAAUCAAGACAGGAAAUUUUGUAUUACUGAGUGUAGCGGUGUCCUUGCUACUGAGCGAGGAAUAAUCUAAGCUAUGUCAGUAUUUUUCAGCUCCAGAGAGGCAGCAGUUGUUGCUGGUGAGCUGGAUGUAAGCACUGCAAUUCCUACAGAGGAAUGUAUAUAACAGCAUGAGGAGCUGCUGGUCAGUGUCACAGUGAGUCCCCCCACCUUCCCGAUGUACUAAGUAUCUCCAUCUCCCCUGCAGUUUAUUGUCAUGAGUGAUUUGGGAAUUUAGCUUAUCUAGGUUUUGGAUAAGAACAUGUGUUUACUGCCUCAGAUUCUCAAAUCCCAUCUUGGCUGACUUUUUUUUUGUGUAGCCAAAGAUAAUAUUUAAGAGAAUAAUUUUCUGUUUCUUUUUAAAUAAAAAGAUAGAUUAUUUGGAUCAGAAAGUACCUCCGACUUCAUACUUGGUCUUUAAAAUCUCUGUAGGGUUUAGUCCUUUAUUAAGUGCUUCUGGAAAUGUGCAUUUGGACUUGAAAUGCCAGAGUAUCCUUCCAGCAUAGUAAGGUUGUCAUACAGUAUGAGUAUGCCCCCUCUAAUAUUACUUUGUAGUUCUAGACACAAACUUGAACACUCAGUAACCCCUGGUAAAAUGAUUCUUGUGUCUAUUUCUGCACUGGCUCAAAGCUGCCUGUUUUAAACUGCAUUUAAUCAAGAUUUUUGCUGUAGCCUGGAUAUUUACUAUUUAAAGUUGUUUUUCAGUCUUAAAUUACAAGGCUUCUGAAAAUGACAAUACUCAGAAGUACUGUCCUAAAGCAAACUUUCCAAAAGAUCUGUCCAUACUACUCAGGGCUUUUCCAUCUUAAGGAAAAUAAAAUUUGUUUUAUUUACGCUAAGUUUCUCAAGACAUUUUCGUUUCCCUGGUGAGAAUAUAUAAAGUAACUUCAUUACUGCAUACUUCCUCAGUUGAUCAUUGGCUCAUAAUUUGCCAGUUUGGAUGAACACUCUUGUGCUCAUCUGGAUGUUUCCCCACCAUCUUAGGAAUCUACUUCCCUUUCUCCUUCUCCCUUCAUUCUGUUUUUAGCUACCAACUUAUUUUUUUUGAGAAUUAAAUUAGAAAAGGUCACAUCUUGUGACUGGGUGUUACUUGCGUCAAGGCUGAAUUGGAUCGAACACUAGUAAUUGUCAAGAGUAGUGAGAAUAGUUAUUUAAACAUCUUGUGAAUCUGAGUUUCAUCCUUGUUUUAAAUUUGGAAGCAAAUGGAAUUUACCUUUUCUUUUUUUCCCCACGUAUACGAGAUUAACAAAAAUAAAAGGUUCAUUUUAACCUAAAGGAAACAAGUUAAUCUGAAAACUGAUCCAGCUAAAACCUGUUCUUGUUCGUUGAAUGUGAAUAUGCAGGUGGAGAAUAUAGAGUUGCGUGUGAAUGAUCUCUGGGUAGAGAAGGAUGUGAGAUUGUUAUUUUUUUUUUUUUUUUUUGGUGGCAUUGUUGACUUUUUUGCAUAUAUUGAUGAACUUCUCAAACAAUGGAAGAAUCAAAGUUGGUUUAGUAAGUAUAGCGCACGCUGGCAGAGGCUUCCUUUUCUGCCCUUCACCCUUGCUUGGAGUGUGAAAGUGUGGUAUGAAAAGCACAAGGAUGGUUGUGGAUAAGAGAGAAAGAUGAACAAAAUUUGGCCUAAAAUGAGAUUAAGAGCAAUGGGUUGCUUUAGUGGAGUAUCACCUCUAAUUUGUACAAUCUAACAGACUUCUAAAACUUGAUUUCUUUGAAAAAUCUUUUUUCAGAUGAGGCAGCUGAAAAGCUUCAAAUUUUGUGGAGGGAGAGAGAAGAGUUAAGGCAUAUCGUCAGUCUGCUAAAAGGGCACAUUUGCUGUAGCAAAUAGUUAAACAAAAAACCAUCCCACAAGCUCUCGUUAACUGCAGUCUUAAAAGUCUGUACAUGAGGUAUGUGUACAUAUUGUUGAAUUAAGUGCAUAAAUGAUUGGUGCAUCCGUUUUUAGGAACACCGUGUUAUGUCAACAUGUGCAGUGCUCCUCUGACUGUUCUGUAAAACUUGCGUGUUCAUGUUACAGGACAAAAAUGAACACUUCAGAAAUGCGGAGAGAGCCUGUUGCAGGAAAUCUGGAAGACAUAACUUCCUUUUCUUGCCGAGGGGAAAAUGUAAACAAAGUUCCAACUUAAUUGUAGACUAACUGCUAGACUGGUUUUCUGACGAAGCCUUUCCUCCCUCAAUUGAUUGCUUUAAUCAUUGAGAAAGUAUGUUUUCUGUUUCAUUUGAAAUGGAUUUUUGUAUUUUUGGGGAGCACACACCUCGAUGCUUGUGAGCAUUUAGUUCUUGCAACACUUGCAUGGAGUCUAAAUAUAGGUAUUAGUGCAAGUAACUACUGAAGCUUAAGUUACUAGUGUAACUUUUGAAGGUUUGGGUAGUUUGUGGAAGUAUCUGAAGUUUGCUUGUGAGGGGCAGCAUUGCAAUACUUGUGUAUUUUGCUGCUGUAUGAGUUCUCGUGCACAUGCGCGUGUACUAAAGUAUCAGUCUUUAAAGUGGCUGAAGUCUUUGAACUGUAUGGCAUAGAAAGAUUUCUUGGCAUCAUAUCUUACGAUAUAAAUGUUAUUUGUUGAAGUCAAUGUGGCUCUUAAAAUUUUCUGCUGAAGUUAAUGAAUUUAACUUGUCCGCAUCAAAAAGCCCAACCAAAGGAGAAAUCUUUUAAAUGUGCAAGCUUUUAAAUAACUCUUAAAAUCUUAGUAUAUACACAAAUAACUGAUUUAUACAAAUGGGCAUAAGAUCACCGUGUUAGUUGUGUCUUUGUGUGUUAAAAUAUCUAAAUAAAAGGAAAACAGCCUGUGGGUUUGGCCAGGAAUUUCAGGCUUGCUCAGGGUGGCAGCAGUUCAUAACCAGUUUACAAGCUCUCGAAUGAGUCAAUUGUUGUUUAAAUACCGUGCACGGUGAAUUUUCCAGUUUGAUUUUUGUAUUACUGCCUGCUUUGGUGAGCAGAGCAGGGAGUGACCCUGGAUGUUUGGAGACAAGGGGAGAAGGUGGAGUCAGCGCUGAGACCUGAGCCUCGGAACCAGGGGCUGCCAAGGAGGGCUCUGCUGGAGCACCCAGGGCCAGGCCAAAGGGAGAUUUGAGCCUGAGUUCAGAGAGAUUGAGAAGGAUUACUAGAAGGGUAUAGUUUUGUGAGGCAGUUUAAUAUCAAUAGUCAGCUCUCUUCGUAUCGACAGCUGUGGGUUCCUGUUCCAGUAACAGCUGACUGUCAGACCAACCUGCAAGAAUUCCCUUUUUCUGUCUGUUACCUGUCACCCCCUCCAGCAGGGUAGUGAUGGAUCAGCCAUCUGAAACUACUUGUUCUGUGAUUGUGUAGUCUCUGUACGUACUGUGAGGGGAAGCAAGAAAAACCCGUGGCUGGAGCAAGAGUGAGGUGAAGGUUCAGCUCUCAGUUAGUUUGACUUCAGUGGGGUUGUCAGGUCACCCUGAUGUGCCUGUGAAGAGCUGACAGGCAGGGACCCCUGCAUACACACCUCCUCCCCAUCACUGGAGGAAUUUGUUGGAUUGAGUGGCAUAUAUUAAAAUUCACAUAGGCUCAGCUUUUUAUUUUUCCCCAUAUGACUAAUACCUAGAUGCAUUUAUAGUGUCACUGCAGAUUCUAAAUCUUCUGAGCCUUCAAUAAAGUGACAACCCCAAUGGACCUCUUUAGUUGUAAUGGCUGCUCUCUGAAGGAUUGUUAACCAAGGCCUAGUUGAAGGGAGGAACAAACUGCACAAACAGAGCAAAAGAAGUAUAGGCCAAAGAGGAAGCAGCAGUUCAGCUAGCUACAUACAUUGAACACUGCUGUGGUGAAUCCUAGUGGUAGUUACUUUUGUGUAAAGCACCUGUUUCUGCUAGGACUGCCCUUGCUUUGCAGACGAUUUGAAGGUACUCUUCCCUACUGUUAAUUUUUAAGAGCCAUGUAGGAGAAACAGUGUAUUACUAGAGUAGUCUUAUAGCUACCCCUGACAUUAAGAUGUUUAUAUUGAAAUUGGUGGCGGACUGAAUGAAGAUAGAGACAAUGCUGUAUUGAUGGGCAGCGGCUGUUGCAACUGCACCAGAACAUCCACUGAAAACAAACAUGGUCCAGUCAGGUCCCUGAUAGGACUUACAUUCCAGCAGACAUUUGGGAAACCAUGUAAGGGGACAGCUCUGCUGUAGGAAUGAGUGCAUGGACUGGGAAUAUUUGUUUUUUUGAAGUCUCUGCCAACUGAGUGUUAGUCAAUUGAUGUUGCGUUUGACUGUAGGGAGCAAGCAGCAUUUUCUUGCUGUUCUUUUCUGCUCUGGUGACAUUCCUUGGGUCAUUUGGUAAACUGGUGCAGGGAGCUGAUUACACUGGAGGAAAAAAUCCUGCAGAAGAGAAUACUCUGGUUUGGUUGCUGCCAUGGAGGAGCUUUGGGAAGAUGGUGGUAGUAGCUGAGGCGAGUGCUGUUGCUGAAGAGAUGUGCAUGGAACCACAGUGUUGCUGAACCAACUUGAUUUUGCAUGCACGAAAUAAUGCAUUUUGAAUCCAGAUUGGAGCUGUGUUUUGGUUGGAUCCAAGUCUUGUCGUAGCUCAUUACUAUUAUUAUACAAACUCUAUUUAAACUGUAGCUGAAAUGUGUCAGUUUUAUGGCUGUGACUUAGUGCUGUCUUGAACAAGGAAAAUCAAUGUUUCUUUAACAAAAUUCCUGAUAUGUGUCAUGAAAUGGACUGGACUAGAGAACCUUGUGAGUUCUUUACCACACCUUUCCAUGUUCCACCUUCCAGAUUUUCUAAUGUAAAUGGGUGAAUCCAUUAGCCUUAAACAUGUAAGAUAUGAUGCUGGCAACUGAUACUUCACUUUUGUUUUAUCUAAGGGAAAAGGCUGCAUGGCUGAAAUGUGCUGUUGUGUGAUGACAAAAGGAUCUAUAGAGAGGGUGGUGUACAGAACAAAAAAACAUGGUGGCGUAUUGAGGAGGAUGUAUAGAAAAUUGUUUUGAAUAUAUGGCAAUAUUUGUAGUAGUUUUUUUUUAGCCACAAGCAUAGUUUUUCAGUGGAAGCAGAUAUGUGUGUUGUUCUGUCACCAAGCAUCUCAAGCUCCUGCAGGAAGGAAGAGGAUUAUGCAGAAACACUGUAGUAAUGAGGAAUGAAGUCGGUAAUGGUGCCAAGCAACAGAAAUACCACAAGAUAAUGUUGAUACUGAUACAAUGGCUGGCUGGCAGGAUGAGGAGUUGAUUGCAGCCAAAAUAAGGUGAUAGAGGUAAUCAGGAAACUGAUUUAUGAGCAGAGUUCAAGCAUAUGGGAAGGCAAAUCAGUACAUGUGUCCAAGACUUGUAGUCUGCUUUGCCACUGGGAUGCUGGAGCUGUUGUUGGGGAAACCCCAGCAGUGGCAUCACCACAGGCUGCUACUGAUCCUUUUAAGGGUGUGGAAGUUAAUAAGAAAACUAAAACUGUGUGAUCAAAAGGAUGUUCAUUGAGGGUGAGUUGAAUAUAGCAAGUUGUAGGAGAGGAUAGGUUCUGUUUACUUAGUGUAGGUACAGAGUAUAGUGUCUAGGGUUGCCUUGUUAGUAACUUAAUAUACUCUCAGAGGAAACAUGUUCUGAGAGGAUGGGGAGCGGGGGGAAUGGAACUGUGCAGUAUAUUUAGAAGCAGGAAGCUCCCAGAUCCUCAUUCAGACUAAAUGGCUUUCUGUUAAAUAAUUGAGCCUGGAGAAAAGGAAAAAUGUCUCUAGUACAAGCAGACUGUAGGAUAUACCCCACUAAGGUGUUACUUGAUGUGAGAAGGGAGCAGUGCUAAAAUCCAGAGGCUGAUCUUCCAUAUGAUUGGGUUUUCAGCCAAGAUUUCUCUGUCUUAGUAGACUUGCUAAUUGAAAACAGCAUCUUGUGUUGUGGUUGGGUCACAGCUCGAGCAAGGAAUUCCCUUUCUCAAUGAAACAGGGAUCUUUGGGGGCCACUCUCAAAGAAAAUAAAAUAAAAUCGUAUGAAUUGUGAAAACUGCAGAGAGGGAGUCAUAGAAUCAUUUUGUUGGGAAGCGACCAUCAAGAUCAUAGAGUCCAACCAUAACCGAACUCUGCCACUAAACAAUGUCCCAAGAAGACUACCUGCACAAAAAACAACAGUCCUGUUGACAGAUAAGGGGUAUUUAAAUAUGGAGCCCAUGAAAAAUGCUGUAUAAAGGUGGGACAGCUUCAUGUGGAGAAUUCUUACUUUUGUUCUACCUCUGCCUUUUCCAUGGAGGAAGAAGGGAGCAGAUGACUGAGGAUACUGCUGUAAUGAAGGACAGGCAGUGUCUGGAGACAGAGAGAAACAGUGAUCUUACCAGACCAGAUUUGAUGCCAGUAUCCGAAACUGAAUUUAGCUAAAACUUGACUGAGUCAAGUCACUGCCUGACAAGACAACUGAGUGUUGGCCGGAACUUUGAUGGAGAGAAAAAAAAAAAAAGCAGACUACUUUCAAAAAAAGUCUGAUCAUUUUUCAGAGGUACUUUUCAUGUAAUUUGGAUGUUGUUGUGUUUUUUGUUUUUUGUUUUUUUUUUUUUUUUUUUUGUCUUAACCAACUGAUGUGUUCACAUGUUUAUUACACCAAAGAGGAUUUGCCUUUCUUAAAAAACAAAAUCAUGUUUUUGUUUGCUCAGAAGAGGCCUUUUGAAAAAACUUUAUACUCUUCAAGAUAUAUCAGGGUAUCUUGCAAUUAUUUUAGAUUGGCUAAAAUAUAUUAUCCUUAUUUUCCCCGUAAAUGGAUAUAUUCAUACCUAAUAAUGCCAUUCCGUGAUACUGAUAAAAGAUUUGGUGGAUAGGAUUUCUCUUAGUUUUCUCACAAAGUAUAAUAGAUUUAAUGAUGUUUUGUCUCUGAAUCAGAUAAUGUUCCUUUCAAGUGAACUUCUAAAAGAUAGAAAGUCAUUGAAGAAUACAUGCUGUCCCUUUACUUCAAGAGAGUCCUAGAGGGCAAUAAAUGGGUUCUUGCUGAUUUUGCUAAAAGAAGUGUUUUGAAUUCAACUUCAGGAACAUUAGUUAAAUCUUUCAUGUAAGUAUCACCAAUCAGACUUCUGGUAAAGUAGCGAGUGCUUGCAGCCAGCUGGAAGGACCAGUGAUGUACAGAGACUGAGAUUCAUUUGCCAGUAUAUGAAAACACUUCAGUUGCUUGGGAUGUACUUGCUAUUCUGUGCAGAUUGUACUGUUGUAAUUCAAUUAGUCUGUGUGUGCUUUGUGUGUUUGGAUUUUUUAGGUGCUGGAACUUUUUUGUGUUUAGGGGAAUAUAAAUACAUUGAUGUCCUGUGCCUCUGCAAUGCUGUUAUUGAUUUGACCUGUCACCCCCCGCUGAUAACAUUACUUAAUUGCUUCUAGGAUGUGAUACAUUCAUAUCAUACUCUGAAUUGCUUUGCUGACAAUAAAAAAAUUUCUACUUUGAACACUAUUAGCAUUGAAAAGAGGGGCUUUUCCUAUAUGUUCUUUGCCUUUUCAACUGCCAUAAUGCUUCUCAAUGUUUUCACUGUCUGAAGUGUACAUAUUUCUAUUUGAGUAUAGUUUUUUAACUUUUGCUCUGAUUCCUCAAAGGAUGUGUUGAAAAUUAAUUGGUAGAAGUUUGUGGGUUUUUUCUUCCUUCCUUCUCCCCCACAAAACUCAGUUUUUUGAUUCUCAACAAAUCUAGAAAUAAAGCUAGGACUACUGUGAGGUAUUUGCUGCCUCCAUUUUGAAAGAACUUCUUAAUGGAGAAGCGUACUACUUUAUGAAAAAGAAAGUGCUUUAAAAUUCAUGCUUCAAAAAAGGGUUCUUUGUGAUAGUUGGAACACAUGAUCCCCAGCAAAGCACUAAGCAAUGCAGUCACUUUGGAAAUCUAGCUAUAUCUGCCUUGUCUUGCCCUCUCGUGCCUGUAUCUGCUGAUGUGGCUUAAGUUCUGGUAUUUUGCUUAUUGGAUUUUCUUUCUAAUGCAGUAAAUCAUGAAAUAGCACAGAUUCAUAAACCCAAAUCAUGAAGAACAUUAUCUGUUCCUCAUUUUUGUACAGUACUAAUCCAAACCAGAACCUUUCAGGCUGUAUCGGCUACAUCUUACUAUUGUAUCAUCUGCAUAAUUUUUAACUAUUAUGAAGAUUGAUUGCUUGACUGGAUAUUUAAAAAAGAGUCAGAAUAAGCUUUGCAUGGAUUCAUGUGUGUGUUAGGGUGUAAGAUCAUCUGGUCCUUCAAAAUUGCAGUUGUUUCCUUUGAGCCAAGAAUUGCUUACAAGUUACACAAUUUCUUCAAGUUGCGCUGUCCCACAUGCAUUCAGUCCUUCAGCAGGUGUGCUCCUGAGAUUGGAGACUGCUAACCUUGGCAGCCUGUGAGUGUGCCAGUACCUCCCCCGAGUUCCUCGGCUGUGGAACAAGAGGAAGGUCAGGACCGGUAAUACUCAGUUCCUGUCAGCUCCUCUUCCUUGGAAACCACCUCUCACCCCCACUACGAUAGUAAGAAAACAAGGUAGAGAGUAAGUGCACAUCUGAACAAACAGUUGGAACUCCAGCCACGAGCAACUUUUUCAUUUUUAAUUGCUUGUCCCUUUGGAUGUUGCUGGCUGAUAAUUCCAGUAGUGAUCCUGCAUAGCAACCAGCAUGGCUAGGACUGGCUUUGGAGCCUCCCCAGUGGAUAGGAGCUGUGGAACCGUGCUGCUGGAUGUGAGGUUGUUCCUGAAUUGCUUUUGUGAUGCCUCAGGGCUCUGUAUCAGUCAGCAGACCCCUGCUCUGCUGGAGGCAGGUUCGGCUUGUUAAGGAAAGUUGGUGGGAUGUACCUUGGGGACAAUGGCAGGGAUUCUUUCUCACAAGUUCUUUCUCUUGUAGUUAUUUAUCUCCGUAAUCUCUGUGAAAAUAGGUUUGUCCUUGCUAAAAUUCAGUUGAAGUACUCUCUGUUACUAGGGUUAUCGCUUUUAAAAGCUGAUUUUUUAAAUUUUCUUGUUUCCCCUUCUCAAAUGAACCAGUUUACUGCUGGAUGUUCCCAUGUUGUCUUGCAUUACAGUUCUACUUCCUUGUUACUUGAAAGGAACUAUUGGGGCAAAAUAGCAUAGUGGUUUUGGUCUAGAUAAAAAUCUAAGCAACUAUUAAUAAGGUAUACUUGUGUUACUGGUGUUGUCAUUUACUCACAGUAAAUUUAAAAUGUAUUAAGUAAAAUGUAGAACCUGAAAAAUCAUGUUGGUACGAGUAUGUGCAUGUGCUUGAUAUUAUUUCCUACUUCGGUCUUAGUGUUCUGCUAUUUCAUAAUCCUGUGGCAACAAUGCCAGAAGAAAUACAGAAAGCUAUGAAAAUUUUAGAAGGGAAAAAGUAAAAUGUGUUUGGUUGUAAAACAUGUUGUAACGCUUCCCACCUUGCCCUUUAGAUUAAUUGGAUCACAGUGAACUACAGAAAAUGUUAUGAAACCUUUGUAUUGAGUGAUGACUGUAAACAAAGUGUCACUGUUACCCAAAGUCCCUUCUGUACACAGACUUUUUGUCCAGGAAUUCCUGGCUGUCAGCCCAGACACAUCAGAUGCAAGUCAUCUUAAGUUCUUAGGAUUUUGGGUUCGGUGUGAAAAGUAUUGAGAAAACGGAGAAACUUGCUUCAGGUACUGAAAAUUUUAACUAGAUUUGUGUUUGUUUUAAAUUUCAUUCUGCUCUGAGUAUCAAUAUAAUCUGAAGAUCUCUUCUGUGUUUUUUGUAGCAUUUGGGGUGGUAAUUUUGGCUUCUAAAGCUUCCUGGUUUUGUAUCACACACUUCAUAUACUAUUUCUGCAGUGCAGAAUUUUUUAAACAAGCUUUGGCAGUUGGACUUUUUUAUUCUGUAUACAUGUGUGUAUAUAUACAUAAUGCACAUUUGUGUGUGUGUGUCACUGCUCUCAAUGAGAGAUCCAUUGCAGUAGGUCUGCAGGUGUUGGAUUUAGUUUCCUUUUGAUAAUGCUUAUGUGGAUGCAUAUAAACUCUUAACAGAAAGGCAAGAAAAAGGUCACUUGAUGGUACCUUUUAAAACAAAAAAAAUUUCAUGACUGUAUUCUGAGGCUAAAAUUAGAUUUAAAAAAUUCUUCAGCUAGGCUGAAAUAGGGAAGAUUUUGCUGCGCAGGAUAACUUCUGCAAGGAAAGAUGAAACCUGUCUUUCCUUUUGCAGCUAAAGAUCUAAUUGUGGCUUGGAGCUGUUUUUUCAUUUUUAUGUUCAUGUCCUUCCACAGCUGUCUUUCACCAUGGGAAACAGCGUUCUUGAUUUGGCAUUUUAUGUGGUAACAGAGGUAUUUACAUCUGCAAUAGACUCAGCAGGUUGUAUGCAAGACUGACUUCUGUGCAGAAAUGGAGGAACAGAAUGCUGGACCUGGGAUUGAAGAUUGAUAAAGGAUUAUGGGAUCAUACAUUGAAGAGCCAGCAGGCGGAAUGCCUGAGUGACUGAAGAAAAUGGGUGCUAAUGCAUCAAACUACCCUCACUCGUGUUCCCCAAGGGUAGGGGGAAAUUCACAGGCACAACAGACAUUCAUAGGGACAUCAUCCUACUCCCAUCAAGGCUAUGGCUGUGAAUCGAAGCUGUACAGCCUUGAUCAUGGCCACGAAAAACCUCAAGACAAGAAAAAGAAAACCUCUGGCCUUGCCACCCUCAAAAAGAAAUUCAUUAAGCGUCGGAAAUCCAGCCGAUCUGCUGAUCACGCAAAGCAGAUGCGCGAACUCCUCUCGGGCUGGGAUGUCAGAGACGUUAAUGCAUUAGUAGAAGAAUACGAAGGGACGUCAGCCUUAAAGGAACUUUAUCUACAAGCUAAUUUGGCAAGACCAGAAGCCAGGACGCUACAAAAAGACAUGGCUGAACUUUAUCAGUACAAAUACUGUACCGAUGUAGACUUAAUAUUUCAAGAAACUUGUUUUCCUGUGCAUCGUGCGAUAUUGGCGGCAAGAUGUCCAUUUUUUAAGACACUGCUUUCUUCCUCACCGGAGUAUGGGGCGGAAAUAAUAAUGGAUAUUAACACAGCUGGCAUAGAUAUGCCUAUGUUUUCUGCUUUGUUACACUACCUUUAUACGGGCGAGUUUGGAAUGGAGGAUUCAAGAUUCCAGAAUGUUGAUAUCCUCGUGCAGCUUAGUGAAGAAUUUGGAACACCAAAUUCCUUAGAUGUUGACAUGCGCACACUGUUUGAUUACAUGUGCUACUACGAUGUGGUUCUUAGCUUUUCAUCCAACUCUGACUUGGUUGAAACUUUUGGUGGAAGUCAGAACUGUCUAGAUGAAGAGCUCAGAGCUCAUAAAGCUAUUAUUUCCUCACGGUCUCCGUUUUUUCGUCACUUGCUGCAGAGGAGGAUACGAACUGGUGAAGAAAUCACAGAUCGAACUCUACGAACUCCAACUAGAAUUAUAUUGGAUGAAUCUAUCAUACCAAAAAAGUAUGCUAAGGUCAUUUUGAACUGUAUGUAUACGGAUGUGGUGGACCUCUCAGUUUUGCACUCCAGCCCUUCAGUGGGCAGUUUAAGUGAAGUUCAGGCUCUUGUAGCAGGAAAACUAAACAUGACUAGGGCUGAAGAAGCUAUGGAGCUUUAUCACAUAGCACUGUUCUUGGAGUUUAACAUGCUUGCACAAGGCUGUGAAGACAUUAUUGCUGAGAGCAUCUCACUAGACACCUUAAUUGCCAUUCUGAAGUGGAGCUCUCAGCCGUACGGUUCCAAGUGGGUACAUCGUCAAGCGCUGCAUUUCCUCUGUGAGGAGUUUACCCAGGUCAUGACUUCAGAUGUCUUCUAUGAGCUCAGCAAGGACCAUCUGCUCACAGCUAUUCAAUCUGACUAUUUACAGGCAAGUGAACAAGAUAUUCUUAAAUAUCUGAUUAAAUGGGGAGAACACCAGUUGAUGAAGAGAAUAGCAGAUCGAGAGCCUAAUUUACUCAGUGGUACUGCUCACAGUGUGAACAAAAGAGGUGUGAAGAGGAGAGAUCUUGACAUUGAGGAGCUGAGAGAGAUCUUGUCUCCACUUCUACCUUUUGUCCGCAUUGAGCACAUCCUACCCAUGAACAGUGAAGUACUGAGUGAUGCAAUGAAGAGAGGCCUGAUUAGUACUCCUCCUUCAGACAUGCUACCGACAUCAGAAGGUGGAAAGUCAAAUGCCUGGCUGCGGCAAAAAAAUGCUGGAAUAUAUGUGCGGCCACGACUGUUCUCGCCAUAUGUGGAGGAGGCUAAGAUCUUGAUGAAAUUCCACCGGAAACAAAGCAGCGUUCUGAGGGAAACCUCCCUGGUUUCCAGCCAGUUUGCCGGCCCAGCUCCUCGGCAGCCCUCCCGGCAGGCGGAUGGCAAGUCAGUCCUGGAUGAGAUGAUGGUGGAACAAACCGAUCUCGUUCGUUUGCGGAUGGUCCGAAUGUCCAACGUGCCCGACACCCUUUACAUGGUGAACAAUGCGGUGCCGCAGUGCUGCCACAUGAUUACCCACCAGCAAGUCAGCACUAACCAGUCCAGCCCUCCGUCAGUCAUAGCAAAUGAGAUCCCAGUUCCCAGCCUCCUUGUUGUAAAAGAGAUGAUCAAACGGCUGCAGGAGCUGCGUCACACAGAGCAGGUGCAGAGAGCGUACGCACUUAACUGUGGAGAAGGUGCCACAGUCAGUUAUGAGAUUCAGAUUCGUGUGCUGCGGGAAUUUGGACUUUCUGAUGCUGCUGCUGAACUUCUGCAGAAUCCUCACAAAUUCUUUCCUGAUGAGCGAUUUGGGGACGAAAGCCCUCUCCUGACAGUGAGACAGUCCGGGCGAUGUCGCGUUAACAGCACUCCCACCGCAGAAACCAUGUUUACAGAACUGGACUCUUUUGUGGCCUUCCAUCCACCAUUGCCCCCUCCUCCACCUCCAUACCACCCACCAGCAACUCCUAUUCAUAACCAGUUCAAAGUGGGCUGGAAACAAAGGGUGCCAAGUCAACAUCCCUCGCGUUCCUUUUCUUACCCAUGUAAUCACGCCCUGUUCCACUCCCGAACGGCUCCCAAAGCUGCACCGCCCAUCUACUUGCCCGGGGUCAAAGCGGCACCUCCGGACUGCACCAACACUACAGCUCUGGGGAGACAGACGGUGGCUGCAGCAGCGGCCGUGAUGGCUGCCGAGAAACAAGUAUGUACUCAGCCCUUGCUAAAUGAACUGAUGCCAGAUAUCGCCAUGGGUGUGUCAGCAAUGUCUUUAAAAGACAGAAGAUUACCAGAGCUCACGGUCGACACAGAAUUAAGCCAGACGGUUGCAGAGGUAGGACCUGCUCUGCCCCAGCACAUUUCAUGUAUUCAGAACAGACACAUGCCCACUUCUCGAAAGAAACACGCAAUAGAGCAAAAAAUAGAUGCUCGGGAAAAUCAACAGGAAUAUCCUGACUUCUAUGACUUCUCAAAUGCUGCAUGCAGACCCUCUACUCCAGCACCCAACAGGCACAGUCCUUCGCCUUCACAAGGCAUAUAUUUUGGCCCAGAUUUGUACAGCCACAAUAAGGCAUCACCAAGUGGCUUAAAGUCAGCCUAUCUACCUUCCCAGAUAUCUCCUAAGAAACAAGAGGAUUCUAGGAGGGAAUACCUGCUCUCCCAGGAUGGGCAUCAACACAGACAAAAGAAUGAGCCAAUACACCUCGAUGUCUUAGAACAACCUCCCCAGCGACUGGACUUGGCGUUGGCAACCCAGGAGAAUGCUGGUACUGGCCCGGUUCACAUCAGGGGAAGAACAAAAAUGGAGACGGAUUUAACCUAUGGGCUGAGCUCCACCAGAGCCUCGCUGCCUGCGUACGCCUCCGACGUGCAGGACGAGAGACCCGGUCGCAGGCUGGCAGGUGACGAGCCGCUGGAACACGGAGCGCAGCGCAGCGCGGAUUUGGAAAGGGAAGAUGCAGUGAGCAGGGGAAGGAGGUCUCCGAACAAACCAGACUUCCUCUAUAAAAAAUCUGCCCUAUGAAAGCAGCCUCCACUAUUUCUCCGUGCCUGAGAGUUGUAAACAUCCCAUUCUUUGCAACUUUGGCCUGACUUCUGUCAGACAAAUUCGUUCAUGCCAGCAGAUAAAUUCAACUUCGCUCACUUCUUUUGUACAUACAUUGCUUUGUUAGAGACAGCAUGUUAUCACUUUGUUUUUAAUGCUGCUUCUGGUUUUAUUUUAUGGGAAAUUUUUUUUGAGCAAAUUUAAUUAAGCCUUUUUAAAAAACAAAAGUUGGUACCUUUUUUCUACAACCUGGUAGCCUUUUGCACCUGUACAUCUAUUUUAGUGUAUUAGUUUUGUACUAAUAUGUUAAACUUUAUUGUCACAUUUAAAGGACUGUAUUUUCAUACUUUUUGCAUUUUCCCUUUCACCUGCCAAUUCCCUAUGUGCAUUGGGUUGCACAUUAUGAAAUGUAUUUUCUUAUGAGAUAAUAACAAUGCGUUUAUUUUUUAAUUAUAGGAAUUCCAAAGAACAGCACAUCAAAAUACUACAUUUUUAGUUAGAUUUUGUUUGUUUGGACCUGAAAUCUUCCUGAUUUUUUUUUUAAGACUAUGGCAAGAAUCCAGUCUAAUGUUUUGUAGAGAAGUUCUGGCAGCUGGUCUUACCCCUAUAUAGCAAGCCCACUUCAAGAACUAUCUUUGGGUUUUUAAGAGUCCAGGGGGAUAUUUAGGAGUCUGAAUUCCAGUGAAAUUCACUGGGAUCUGACAGUCUGAUUCUGUUUGCUUCCUGGUUCAGCUGUGACCAGGGAGAACUCCAUGAUCACCCAGAAGCACUUACUAGACAGACUAGAAUUGUUCAUUUGCCCAUGCAGAAAUAAAUCUAGAAAUACUGUAAGAAAUUAUAGUAAUAACGUGGUCUUCCAGCUACCCACGUGUGGGGGUAAGUGAAGACCGGAGUUGAGGAUCCGUGCUGAACCCCAGCGUGUCAGGAAGACAAGGCGUAGCACCUUCGCUGUCGCCUGAGCGGUGGCCCCUCGGCCUGGGGGGUUCCCUCUCCCACAGAGGUGCUGGGGCGGCUGCUCCUUGCCUUGCGCUCCCCCGCCUCUGAGGAAAAAAGGGCUUCACUCUCAGCAACGUCCUUCAGUGCUCCUUACCUGACCUGAAGCGUUGCUGACUUUGUCAUUGCAGCGGCUGUUCUGUGAACGGAAUCAAAGCGAAGAGUAACUGCUCUAGCAUCAUGGAAUGUGCGCAGCUUUAGCACUCUUAACUUACACUUCCAUUUCCCAGCUUUUAAAGUACAGAAGUGAGAUUCAUCGGCUCAUGUGACAUGAGGAGGGAAUGUCGGUGACCUGGGCUGGCUCCUGGCCGCUGGGCUGGAGUGAAGCGAUUGUACCGGGCAUGAUGAGUACAGUUUGUAAGUGCAUCCUUAGUCCUUAACGUGCAGUUUUUACCAUUGGGAUCUGACAUCACUGCGGUGUAGUGAUUACUUGUAAAGGCCAGUUUGGGUGGUUGUUUUUUUAAAAUGCUGUUUCUAUCAUGAAGAAUUUCCCUGCAGUAGAAAAUUUUAAUCCCAAGUGUGACCUAAGGAGUGCUUUAAGGUUGGGUUGUUUGUUGCACUUCAAAAUGCUUAGUACUAUUUAAAUGAAAUCUUGCUGCAACUUUACUUUUAGUUUUAGUUAGUGGCAGAUUCUUACCUAACCUGUUUCAUCAAGGUGUGCAAGGCCUGGUAACACCACCACAGUUCUAUUGGAAUAUAUUGAAUACCGCAUUUCCAAACUACCAAACAGCUUCUAGAUAAAUGAAGAUAUGGGUGUUUGAACCAACAAAUCCUAAUGUCCUGCAUACACAUCUGUAGGCCUCCUGCUUCUGUGAAAGCUCUGCAGAUGCUCCUUUUGAGAUGCAGCCAUGGAAGGUGUGGUAUACGGAUGGGAGGAGAAACUUUGCUAAACCGUGCGGGUGAUGUGUCUCGUGGGAGAGGGGAGACGCUUUUUCCCCUCUGUCAGUCUUCUUAAUGAGGUUUUGUUUUUUAUUUUUUUACCACAGUCAAGACGCUUGGUGGUCUUGGCGUCAUCACCAAGAUGCCGUAUUUCGAUGGGUCUGCAGUGUAGAACGUGGUUAAAUGCAAGAAGGUGUCAUUGUGGGACGGUGCCACUGCAGGUUAGGGCCCGAGGUUCAGCUCUGGGGCUUUUCUGCGGGUCGGAGCACGGUGCUGUCUGACCGCAGAGCUCCAGCCGGGCACCUGCGUCUCCUGCUCGUCAGCGCUAGAAGCAUUAACUUGGAUCACACACAAACGCCCUCAAACACCCUGCACUUGUUGUACGUAUGUAGGUAGCUUAAUGACUAAAUAGGCAUACCUGUCCUCAGAAAACUUAUUGUUCUGAAUAAUUUAUUUUUACCUGAAAUCAAUGGGUGUACUUGGAGAAAAACUAUUUGAGUUGCCAUAGUUUGAUGUGGCACUGUGUGCCUGGACAGAGAUGGGGCUGAAAUCUGCAGAUGUGACUUUUAAGCUUGAAGUCUGUGGAAAUGUGGCUGAUGAAAACUGAGAAGUUUUGAGCUUAUGGCUUGAGGGAAAUCAUUAAAUGCUUUGGCUUUGGAAUAAGCUGGUGACAGAUGUCUCUAGGGGGGACUGCCUGCGCUUUAGAAUACAAAAUUGCUUCUGAAGUCUUAGAAGCUGAGCAGUAUUAAAAAGAGAAUGAAGUGUUUAAAAGUAGGUGCAAAAUAAAAGACAAGUCCUUCUGAGGCCACAGAGACAAUCAGGCCAUGUAGACAAUCUGCGUUUUCCCUUGUAUAUGUUGAGUUGGGAAGAAGACGGCAGCUAACGGCAGCUGAUUCAAAGUGGAAAAGAAGGAUUUGUCACGUUACUGGAACUGUGUUUUUGUGCUCCAGUGUAGGAUUUCCUACUUAGUUGGACGUGCAGAGGGAGGGGAGAGACCAUCUUCGUUGUUCCUCACAGAAGCAUUAUUCAGAAGAUAGCAUUCAUACCGCAUCUCACUCGCAGAACACACGUAUCUGUGCUACCUGCUACUUCUUGUUCUGUCUACUGAAACUUUGGUGCAGAAGCUCCUUGUUUACAUGAAGCACUUUCUGAUUAGGCUGGAAAUUACCAUCUUUUCCUCCUGUAAAUUUGAUGGAGAUGAUAACCAGUUACUGACUGUAUUUGCUUGAGGACAGAGGUAUGAACAUUACAUUUUACUGAAUGAGGAAGACUCGUGCUCCUUGUUCUUUUAAAGAGCUCAGACUUUCAUUUAUUGAGCAACAUGCAAAAACUUUUUAUUUCCCUUUCCCUGACCCCCUCCUUUCCUUAAUAUAUGGAUGAAUAACUUAAUUCCUGAAACAGAUUCUUCCUUUGAAAUGUUUUGUUGUUCCAUGGAGUUACUGUAGUUGUGUGUUAGUAACUGCUGUGUUGAUGGGCAGUUUCUUCUUCUAUUUCCUGUUCUUGAGGAGUUUCAUUUCUGAAAGUUAAGGCUGUGGCCACCCCUCCUUGUAACCUUGGGGUUUGGUUCUGGAGUGUCCCAAAUGUUUGUCUUAUGGGUUCCUUUGCUUCAGGUUGGUGGGAUUGGGGGAGCAGGGGGGACAGGGGUUGGUUGGGUUUGGGGUUUGUUUGUUUUCUUUGGGUGUGAGGUUCGGUUUUUUUGUUCAUUUGUUUUGGGGUUUUGGGGUUUUUUUUUUUGGUGUGUUUUUUAUUUUUUAGGAAUUCUCAUGCUGCUUGGAGCACUGUUUGUUCAUCUGAUGAUUCUGUGCUUCUACGGUAGAGGUGGUGCUGAGCUCUGCCGAACGCAGGGAACAGCUGACAGAGAAAAUUGUACAACUGUAUUUGGGGUUUGUGUAGUUCUCUGUGCUGCCGGAAGGGAGCUCUGCCCUCUGCAGCGCCACGGUUUUGUUUCUUGUCCUCGUGUUGUUACUAGUAUAAAGUCAAGUGCCUUCAAUGCUAAAGGCUCAGAAAACUUUCUUAAACUGACUUCAUGUCCUAUGCAAGUGUUUUUUCUACAACCUGCAUAACCAGUACUUUGUAAAACUUGUUUACGCUUCAAUUGUACAUAGUGUUUUUUAAAAAAAAUAGUAUUUUUAUUUAGGUACCUCCAAACUUGAAUUCUAGUCUUGUGUGAUGCAUUGUAAAACAAUACAUUUCUCUUUUGAGUACCAUUACAGUUGUAAAAAGGUUUUCACUGGUUCUAUUUUUCUACUGUUGCUGAGAAGCAUGUAACACUGACUUUAUCCUACGUAUAGUUGGCAUUUCAAAUAAAUGGCUUGUAUAGAA